AUCUCUCGCCCCUUCGUCUGCUCUUCGCUUUUCGGCUACCGCCAACAUGAGUUGUCUCAGGAUGCGUCGCACGCAGCUUGCAAGCCAGCUCGCGAGGAGUUUCCGCCCGACCACACGAGCUUUCUCGUCAACCCGACCCGCGCAACGCAUAAUCGCUACCGAGAACCUGAGGGCAAAGGAAGCGUCAGGCUUCAUUUCCAGCAAGUAUCCCAUCAUUGACCACGAAUACGAUGCCAUUGUCGUUGGUGCUGGUGGCGCUGGUCUGCGAGCUGCAUUUGGUCUCGCUGAAGCUGGCUUCAACACGGCCUGUAUAUCCAAGCUUUUCCCUACUCGAUCGCACACGGUAGCUGCGCAGGGUGGUAUCAAUGCAGCUCUUGGAAACAUGCACGAGGACGACUGGAGGUGGCAUAUGUAUGACACUGUCAAGGGCUCAGAUUGGCUUGGUGACCAGGAUGCUAUCCACUACAUGACAAGAGAGGCACCCCAGUCUGUCAUUGAGCUUGAGAACUACGGUUGCCCAUUCUCAAGAACCGACGACGGCAAGAUUUACCAGCGUGCCUUUGGUGGACAAUCGCAGAAGUACGGAAAGGGUGGACAGGCCUACCGAUGCUGUGCUGCUGCCGACAGAACUGGUCACGCUCUCCUGCACACGCUCUACGGACAAUCUCUGCGCCACAACACCAAGUACUUCAUUGAGUUUUUCGCUACCGAUUUGAUCAUGGAAGAUGGCGUCUGCAAGGGUGUCGUUGCAUACAACCAGGAGGACGGAACCCUCCACCGUUUCAUUGCAAAGAACACGGUCUUGGCCACUGGUGGUUACGGACGUGCCUACUUCAGCUGCACUUCGGCUCACACUUGCACUGGUGACGGUAUGGCCAUGGUUGCUCGUGCAGGCCUGCCCAACCAGGACAUGGAAUUCGUCCAGUUCCACCCCACUGGUAUCUAUGGAGCUGGUUGCUUGAUUACUGAGGGAUCUCGUGGAGAGGGUGGCUACCUCCUGAACUCUGAGGGUGAACGAUUCAUGGAGCGCUAUGCACCAACCGCCAAGGAUCUUGCUUCUCGCGACGUUGUUUCUCGAUCAAUGACUCUGGAAAUCCGCGAGGGCCGUGGUGUUGGACCUGAGAAGGACCACAUCUACCUCCAACUCAGCCACCUGCCUCCUGAGGUUCUCCACGAGCGCCUCCCUGGUAUCUCUGAGACUGCUGCCAUUUUCGCCGGUGUCGAUGUUACCAAGCAACCCAUCCCUGUCCUUCCUACCGUCCACUACAACAUGGGUGGUAUCCCCACCAAGUACACUGGUGAGGUCCUUACCCAGGACGCACAAGGCAACGACCAAGUUGUUCCCGGUCUGUUCGCUUGCGGUGAAGCCGCCUGCGUAUCUGUCCAUGGAGCCAACCGUCUUGGUGCCAACUCCCUCCUCGACCUGGUCGUCUUUGGUCGUGCUGUCUCCCACACCAUCCGUGACAACUUCAGCCCUGGCCAGAAGGCAGACCCCAUAUCUGCUGACGCCGGCGCCGAGUCCAUCGACGUUCUGGACAAGAUCCGUACAUCUGAGGGCUCAAAGUCGACCGCCGAGGUCCGCCUACAGAUGCAAAAGGUCAUGCAAACUGAUGUGGCCGUUUUCCGAACUCAAGAGUCGCUUGACGAAGGUGUUAGGAAGAUUCACGAGGUUGACGCCGACUUUGUCAACGUUGGUAUCAAGGACCGCAGCAUGAUCUGGAACUCUGACCUUGUCGAGACGCUUGAGCUAAGGAACCUGCUUACUUGCGCUGUUCAGACGGCUGAAUCUGCCGCCAACCGCAAGGAGUCGAGAGGUGCACACGCGCGUGAGGACUUCCCCGAGCGUGACGACGAGCAAUGGAUGAAGCACACACUAUCGUGGCAGAAGAAGCCACAUGGUGAGACCAAGCUCGGCUACAGGGCCGUGACUGGCGUUACGCUGGACGAGGCCGAGUGCAAGGCUGUGCCACCAUUCAAGCGUACCUACUAGAGUAAGAAUGGGGGUGGGCGAUUACACGAGGACAAUGUUUUGUAUUUUAUGUAGAGUGGCCAAUGGGUUGGGAUUGGGCAGCACAUGUUUUAGCAUGUUUUUUUGAGUGCUUUGUCGUUGAAGAAAAGAAGAAAAACAAUCAAUAACUAAAGGUUUUCAAGCUGC
Messenger RNA from Exserohilum turcica Et28A, 2155 nucleotides. RefSeq lists its product as uncharacterized. The transcript has 4 exons. Bases 47 to 1990 code for a protein of 647 amino acids. The record is from RefSeq and is a predicted model, not a curated record. Gene Ontology annotation, molecular function: succinate dehydrogenase (quinone) activity; flavin adenine dinucleotide binding; electron transfer activity. Lineage: Eukaryota; Fungi; Ascomycota; Dothideomycetes; Pleosporales; Pleosporaceae. Gene Ontology annotation, biological process: mitochondrial electron transport, succinate to ubiquinone; tricarboxylic acid cycle.